AUGGCAAUCCCCAGCGGCAUUAAUAUCCCUUGUGGAUUCGACAGUAUCGACGAGUACGUAGUAGUACUGAAGCAGAUGUACAAAGAGUUCGCCUAUCUGCCCGCGAUGCACAUUGUUGACUUUUUGGUGGAGGACCAUUGGAGCGAGCUUCCCCAGGACUGGCAAGAGUACUUUGACUCGAGUGCAUUUGACAUUGAGAGCCUGAUUCCAAUGGCCUCCCAGGGCCAGGUGCCUGCGGAUUCGCCAGAGUCGCUGAGCGGCUUUGUCCGGCAGAUGUUUGGGCUGCGAUUUCCGCGCGACAAAAUCGACACGGGCGCCUCCGACGACAAAGUAGCAGUAGGCGAUAUCCAAAAAUACUUCCUCAACGGCAUGAAGCCCAAGAAACAAGCAGAGGUCAUUGAUCUAGCACACCUGGUCAGCCAAGUUGCCCGCGAAACCGGCACCGAGCUCGUGGUCGACGUGGGAGCCGGGCAAGGGUAUUUGUCUCGGGUGGUUGCAUAUUCGGCGGCUGGCAGCCGGGCGUCAGUGCUGGCGGUGGACUUUGCGCAAGGCCAGAAGCGCGGCGCCGAGACAUUCCAGAAGCGACUGAUCAAGCAGCUGCGCGGAAAGAAAGCACAGACGGACGGGUACCGGUGGCAGGAGGGCGAUGAGCAGCGGCUGGUGCACUGCGUGGUAAAGGUUGGCAUGGAUAGCACCGGCGAGCUGGUGCAGAUGGCGCGUGACCAGGCGGGUGGCCGCAAAUGGAUGCUGUGCGGGCUGCAUGCGUGUGGCGAUUUGUCCAGCGCUAUCCUCAAGGCGUUUGUCGAGUCGGACGCGUCGGCGGUGGCGCUGGUCCCGUGCUGCUACAAUUUCAUCUCGGAGAACUGCGGCGACAUGUCAGGAUUCCCGUUGUCGACUGCGUUUGCGGGUGUCGAAAUCGGCAUGAAUGCGCUGAAGACAGCGUGCCAAGCGACAGUGCGCUGGGAGGGCAAGCCAAGCGAGACAAUGGAGUCAUUCAAGCGCAACUACUUCCGCGCCUUGUUGCAUUACUUUAUGAUCUUGAAGGGCCAGCUGUCAAAGCACGACAGAUUCCCGACUGUGGGCGGCGUGACCAACACCGAGCUGGCCGAGGCAGUGGAGCGCGAGCAGAUGCAGGACAUGGCCGAGGGCAUCGACAAGGAGUUUGCGCUGUAUGUGUAUGCGGCUUUGCGCAAGAUGCAGAGUAGCUGGCACCCGAGCCUGGGCGAAUGCCUUGAGUGUCGUCGGAGCAUGGAGCACGGGUUCAGGCAGAUGGCGGUGGUGUGGACGCUGCGGUCGAUAGUCGGGCCGCUGAUCGAGGGCAUGCUGGUGGUGGAUCGCGCCAUGUACCUGGCCCAGCACUGCAGCAGCAUCAGCGCCUUUGCGCUGUUUGACCCUGUCACUUCCCCGCGCAACGUCGGUGCUGGUCGCGCGCCGCUGAAUGACGCCCUGGAUGUCCCAGAAGCCCGGCGGCUGAAAUGUGAAAAAACUUUUGAGGCGCUUUGUUUUCCUGUCUGUGAUUGGCUCAUGCUGAACCUCAAUAAAAUAAAUCGCCACUUUGCGAUCUCUCGCAAUAUCUUUCCCCCUUUGCAGCCAGCAGAUACCCACAUACACUUUGCCGGGCAAUAUUAUUAA
Molecule: messenger RNA, 1632 nt
Organism: Linderina pennispora
Lineage: Eukaryota; Fungi; Kickxellomycota; Kickxellomycetes; Kickxellales; Kickxellaceae
Exons: 4
Coding region: 1-1632 (543 amino acids)
Source: RefSeq, a predicted model, not a curated record